AUGGCACUGUCGUCGCCUGCGUCUGCUGAAGCGCUGAAAUCGCCGGGAAGCCAGCUGGGCCUGCUGGAGGGGCAAGACCAGCACACCACGCUCGAGUUCAGCGACUGUCAGCAGGACUCGCCGUACUUUCGCAACCGCAUCCGCGAGUACGAAGCCGAGACGGACAACAUCAGCGACGCCAUCAAGAGCCUCGUCAAGCAGCAGCGGGCGGUCGUCGAUGCCUGCCGCACGCACUCGCGCAGCCACCGCGCAUUUGCUGAAGUCCUGAACGGAUUCAACUUUGCGCGCGUUUCAGAGUCGGCAACAGACAACGAAAUCCAAAUCAGUGGUGCGCUGUCGACCUUUGGCGAGCUGCUCUGCAGCCUUGAGGACCAGCGCGAAAUUAUGUGCGAGGAAGCCGACUUGACCUUGAUCAAGCCGCUGGAAGAGUUUCGCAAGAACGAAGUCAAUGCUGUCAAGGAGUGCAAGAAGCGCUUUGACAAGCAGACCGAACGCUACUACCAACAUCUCGAAAAGACGCUGACGCUGUCCGCCAAGAAGAAGGACCAGAUGCUGCAGGAAGCCGAUGUGUCGUUGGAAGCUGAGCGCCUGGCCAUGCACAACGCGUCGCUCGAGUACGUGGAGAAGCUGAACGAGCUCGAGGAGAAGAAAAAGUUUGAGUUUGUCGAACGCAUUCUUGGGUACAUUUACUCGCAAGUCACCUUCUUCCACCUGGCGUACGAGUCCUUCCAUGCGAUGGAGUCGUACAUGCAAAACCUCGCCCUCCGCCUCCAGAACACCCGCUUCACCUUUGACGACCAGAAGGAGAAGAUUGCCGAACUCAUGCGCAAGAACCGCGAACGCGCCGAAAAGAACGAUGUCAAUGAUGCCAUCAACGCCUCGCCAGACCUCCACGAAGGCUAUCUCUUUAUGCAAGACUCGAAAAAGGGCCUCCUUGGCUACUCGUGGACCAAGCAUUUUUGCCGCUAUGUGAAGGCCACGCGUCAGUUUAUGAUUCUGACGUUUGUCCAAGGCAAGCCGUACCCUCCCGAAUCCUAUGACGUGACGGAUUGCCACGUUUUCAACCCCGACUCGAACGAUCGGCGGUUUUGCUUUGAGAUUGUGUCGAAAGAUCGUACAAUGAUUGUUCAAGCUCCUGGCCAGCAAGCAUUAGAUAUUUGGGUCCCAUCGCGCGACACCAAAGCCCGUCCAGUCUCGGUGAUGGGUGCUCCGAGCGGAAGCAGCAAGUUUGUUCAACAGUGCAUCAAUUUCAUUGAGACACAUGGCUUGGAUCAAGAAGGCCUGUAUCGCUUGCCUGGUGUCCAAUCUAAGGUGCAGAAAGUCGUCCAGUUGCAGAAGGAUAACAAGCCGUUUUCGGUUGAAGAGUCGUCUGCUGAAAUCAAGACAGUGUGCAGCGCGCUCAAGCAGUUCUUCCGCGAACUGCCCGAGCCAUUGAUGACCUUUGGCAUGCACCAGGCUCUUGUCAAGGCUGCCAAGAUUGAAAAUCGCGAUGACCGCUUGCAGCAAAUCUAUGUGCUCGUGCAUGACUUGCCUCGUGAGAACUUUGGAUUGCUCAAAACGUUGGUUCGCCAUUUGAACAAAGUCUCGCAACAAGCAGAGGUCAACAAGAUGCAAGCGAGUAACUUGGGUGUCUGCUUUGGCCCUUCGCUGAUGCGAUCCGAGGAAGAGUCCAUGGCUGCGAUUAUGGACAUCAAGUUCCAGAACUCAAUCGUGGAAUGGCUCGUCGAAAACUAUGAAUGGUUCUUUGAGAACGAGGAUGCCGCUGCCAAGCAAGCCGAGGAGACACCGGCAGCGAGCGAGCCGGCUCCAACUCCGGCUGCCUCCACUCCCACUGCGACUGCAUCCGCCAAGCCUUUCGAGAAGGCCAGCGUCGUCGUCGCGUCCAACAAGCCAGCCGCCGCGUCUACCGUGGAGCCGGCGGCAGAAACCAGUGCCCCGUCUGCGCCGUCUGCAACUGCGGCGCUUGCAGCAGUCAAGCCCAAGCCGAAUCUGUCGCAAAAGCCGCCGAGCAGCAAGCCUCCGGCCCCAGUCCUUGUUCCGCGACCUGCCGGGCUGCCCACAAUGCCGCCCGCGGCAGCACGUCUGAUUCCCCGCUCGGGCGACAGUGCAGCAGGUGCAGCAGCAGCAGGAAGCGGGCAGCUGUCGACUGGCGUGGGCGCUCUGACUGCUCGCUUUUCCACCAUGCCGCCACCGGCCGCAUCGGCAGCAGCAGCAGCAGCAGCGCCGACGGCCGGCAAUCGACCCACUGCGCUCAAGGCGCCCAACAAGGCCGUGCCUACGCCUGGAAGCUCGUCCAGCUCGCCCAAGGCUGUUGCAAACAAGUCGACUGGCUCACCUGCACCUGCACCUGCCGCUGCAGCCAGCGGACCGAAGGCGCUCUCGAACAAGUGGCCUCCGGGAGGAGCCUCUGCUCCGGCAGCCUCUUCAGCCAGUGGAGCGAAUGGUGGACGGCGGGCCGUUGCACUGUACGACUGCGUUGGCGAAGACGAGGGCGAAAUUUCCUUCAACGAGGGCCAAACGCUUAUUGAUGUUCAACCAAGUAAUGAAGACGGCUGGCUCGAAGGCACGAAUGAAAGCACGAAUCGACGCGGGCUGUUCCCCUCCAACUAUGUUUCGUUCCUUUCGGAUGAGCGCCCGGCUCCGCCCAAACGGUUUUCGCGCACCAAGUGA
Molecule: messenger RNA, 2670 nt
Organism: Capsaspora owczarzaki ATCC 30864
Lineage: Eukaryota; Filasterea; Ministeriida; Capsasporidae
Product: rho GTPase activating protein 10
Exons: 11
Coding region: 1-2670 (889 amino acids)
Biological process (GO): signal transduction
Cellular component (GO): cytoplasm
Molecular function (GO): GTPase activator activity; protein binding
Source: RefSeq, a predicted model, not a curated record